AUGGGCGGAGUCUUGGCUCUCCUCGUCGUCUUCUUCUUUUCUGAUUCACUACCACCGACUCCGCCCAUUUUCUGCUCGUUUUCCGUCUUCGAAUUCUUUUGUGAAUUGACACCCACUGAUGGACGUAAGAUGAAGAAACUGCCUUCUUUAUUUCUUAUUCUGGUUUCUUUAAUUCGGUCGAUUGAAUCUUUAAAAUGUUACUCAUGCGCUUCAUUCGAAUAUCGAGUUCUCUUCGAUAAGGAUACUUCGCUAUCUAGGAAAGUCAGAGUUCCAAAGUUCGACAGACUAUGUGAUCUGGAGGAGAUGGUUCAGGGGUUCGCUCCAGUUGAAACGUGUCAUUCAACAUGUGUCACGAUAUUCGAACCACAAUAUUUCGGUGGUCUGCAAUCCCUUCAACGUCCUUUCCUAUAUAUUAGAGGAUGCGCCGAUCACAUAUUUUCUGAAAUGAAGGAUCGUCCAAUCGAAGUCGAGUUCCUUCAUAGAUCUCCAAUUUGUGUCAAACUUCAAUUAUCUCAAAUAUAUCCACAAGUUCAAGCAAACGAGAUUGUUCAAGAGUCAGAGUACACGAUCAGCUCCAUUGGUCCGGAAAGUAUUCAUUCACGGAAUUCCCUGGUGAGAACCACCGAUUUUAUUAACGGCCAACGGUGA
Messenger RNA from Caenorhabditis remanei, 648 nucleotides. RefSeq lists its product as uncharacterized. The transcript is spliced from 5 exons. The record is from RefSeq and is a predicted model, not a curated record. Gene Ontology annotation, cellular component: axon; extrinsic component of plasma membrane; neuronal cell body. Lineage: Eukaryota; Metazoa; Nematoda; Chromadorea; Rhabditida; Rhabditidae. Gene Ontology annotation, biological process: olfactory behavior; response to odorant. Bases 1 to 648 code for a protein of 215 amino acids.